GGUCAUUCCGGCGACUCGAGAACCGUCCGACGUGGACCAGCAACUAACCGGGAAAUGCCCGCGUCUUCCAGAUUCUACACCUCCGCCACGUGCUCCGUGGCCACCACCGCCUCCGCCCGUUCCCCACCUCGCCACCGCCGCGCCUCCAUGGGCCAGUCCCCCAGCGCUCCCCAGGGACGCGGGCGCAGCCGCAGCCGAAACGGGAGCAGCUCGCGGUGGCCGCACCCGGGGCUCGGGCUCGACCUGGGGUUCCUACUCGGGCGCAAGCCGCGCCCUGGGGACGAGAAGCCGGACCUGGCGAGCUGGAUGCGGUGCUUCCUGUCGCAGCGUCUGCCGCAGCCCACCGCGGCGGCGGAGGAGACGGCGGACGCGGAGGGUAAGGCCGCCGGGAGACGAGAGGAGGAGGAGGUUGGUGCGGAGGACGCUGACCACCUCGUCGUCAUGGUGAACGGGCUGUACGGGAGUUCGGCGGAUUGGAAGUUUGCAGCGGAGCAGUUUGUGAAGAGAUUGCCCGGAAAAGUCUUCGUGCAUCGUAGUCAGAGCAAUUAUUCAAAGUUAACAUAUGAUGGAGUUGACUUGAUGGGUGAAAGGCUAGCUGAGGAGGUUCGACAAAUUGUUCAGAGAAGAAGAAACUUGAGGAAAAUAUCUUUUGUUGCUCAUUCGCUUGGCGGUUUAGUAACAAGAUAUGCAAUAGGAAAACUUUACGAACCUGCCAUGGAUGAAACAUCUUCUUGUGACAAUGAUAAGCCUUCUGAUGAACAAAAUGUACCUGGUGGUGGUAAAAUAGCUGGUUUAGAACCAAUCAAUUUUAUUACAUCUGCUACACCACACUUGGGCUCAAGGUGGAAUAAACAACUUCCCUUUCUUUUUGGUGUCCCACUUUUGGAGAGAACUGCUGCAGGAACAGCACAUUUUAUAGUUGGAAGAACUGGUAAACAUCUAUUCCUUACAGACAGAGAUGACAGAAAGCCUCCUCUUCUCCUACGAAUGGUUGAAGAUUGUGACGACGGGAAAUUCAUGUCUGCAUUGCGCUCUUUCAAGCAUCGUGUUGCCUAUGCUAAUGUAACAUAUGAUCAUAUAGUUGGUUGGAGAACAUCUUCGAUUCGGCGUCAGCAUGAAUUACCAAAACUCAAGUUAACAGCAAAUGAUGAAAAGUAUCCUCAUGUUAUUAAUGUCGACAAAGGAAAUCUAGAGGAUCAUCAGCAAGAGGGAUCUGUAGAAGAUUCACUGGCAGAUAGUUAUGAAGAGAUGAUGAUCCGUGGCCUUACACAAGUGACCUGGGAACGUGUGGACGUAUGCUUUCAUAAGAGCUGGCUAAGAUACAAUGCUCAUAAUAACAUACAGGUUAGGAUCCAUCCAAUUAAUUCAGAUGGAGAAGAUGUCAUAUACCAUAUGAUAGACAAUUUUGUAGUCUAGACAAGUAGACUAUUUCUGAUGAAUACCAACUACAUAAAAGAUUACUGCUCUUUCCGGUGAAUUCGUCCUGAGAGUUCAUUAAUCUUUUAUGGGGGUUGUUAUGCACACUAGUUAGAUAAUUGGCACCAGUGGAUCGGCAUGUACUCGCACCAUGCUGCCAGUGCCAGGUGAUUAGAGCGUAGGACCUGUACUUGUUGCUGGCAAUGUAAAUGUUAGUAAUGUAAAAAUUAGCAUGACAGUGCAAAUUCUUGUAAAUGUGCAUCUACAAUGUUAUCGAAAAUCCGUAGUUCGGACGCUCUAAAGUUUGUUGAUUGCUAUGCUGAAAUAAGAUGUCCUUUUAUGUCA
Messenger RNA from Sorghum bicolor (sorghum), 1761 nucleotides. RefSeq lists its product as uncharacterized. The coding region runs from base 55 to 1416 and encodes 453 amino acids. Lineage: Eukaryota; Viridiplantae; Streptophyta; Magnoliopsida; Poales; Poaceae. The transcript is spliced from 10 exons. The record is from RefSeq and is a predicted model, not a curated record.